Molecule: messenger RNA, 899 nt
Organism: Heterocephalus glaber (naked mole-rat)
Lineage: Eukaryota; Metazoa; Chordata; Mammalia; Rodentia; Bathyergidae
Product: zinc finger CCHC-type and RNA-binding motif-containing protein 1
Biological process (GO): mRNA splicing, via spliceosome
Cellular component (GO): U12-type spliceosomal complex
Molecular function (GO): RNA binding
Source: RefSeq, a predicted model, not a curated record
GCACCAACCACCAAUCCCUCCUGGGCGAGGGAUGCCCAGACUACUGCGAGGAACAAGAAAAAGUAAGGGUUGAACCCCUGCUGCGCCAGGGCCGAUGUCCCUGAAGAAAUGAGUGCUGGCUUGGCUCCAAGUAAGAGCACAAUGUGUGUGUCAAACUUGUCUAUCUCCCUGACAAACAACAACUUAUACCGGAGAUUUUCCAAGUAUGCCAAAGCUAUAAAGGUUACUGUAAUGAAAGACAAAGAUAUGAGGAAGGGUAAAGGGGUUGCAUUUAUAUUAUUUUUAGAUAAAGACUCUGCACAAAACUCCACCAGAGCCAUAAACAACAAACAGUUGUUUGGUAGAGUGAUAAAAGCAAGCAUUGGUAUUGACAAUGGGAGAACAGCUGAAUUCAUGCAAAGGCGAAAUUGCUUUGAUGAAUUGAAGUAUUAUGAAUGUGGGGAAAGUGGACACUUAAGUUAUGCCUGUCCGAAAAACAUGCUGAGAGAACGUAAGCCUCCAAAAAAGAAAGAAAAGAAGAAGAAAAAGAAAAUUGCUUACCCUAAAAAAAUUGAGGACACAGCAGAAAGUGAAAACGAAGGGGAAGACCCGGCUCUCAACAGUCUCAGCCAAGCCAUCGCGUCCCAACAAGCCAAGACUGAGGAACAGAAAAAAUGGAAACUCAGUGCAGGAGGCCCCUCAACAUCAGAGGAUUUAUGGCGCCUGAGAAUAAAGAAGAGCACUUACUUCAGUGAUGAGGAAGAAUUUAGUGAUUAGAAUUUCAUAAUGUAAAUGUCAGGAAAAUAAAAAUCAUCUGCAGUACAAAUUAUUUGCAUAUAAGAACACUUAGGACCAAAUAGUAACUUUUUACCAUAAAACAGUGCUUAGAAGAUGAAAAAUAAUUUUUUAAAUUAUCAUGU